AUGGUGGUCAAAAAAAAAAGUGUUAAUGUACCUUAUCCCUUGACAUAUGAUUGCUUCGAAGAAAUUUUAAAACAUUUAAUUGGUGAUCCCGGAACUCUCUUUUAUUGUCUUUUAGUUAAUCGACAUUGGUGUAGAGUUGCCGUUCCUUUGUUAUGGAGUCGUCCUUUUGAAUAUCAUGGUUUUGGUGAACCCGCAGCUGAUAUUAUUCAAAUUUAUGUAUCUUGUUUACCUGAAGUUGAAAGGCAAAAUUUGAUUGAUGAAGGAUUAGAACUUCCACCUCUUCGUUCUCCUCUUUUUGAUUAUCCAAAUUAUUUACAAAGUUUCGAAUCUGCACAUUUUACUGGGGCUGUUAUGUUAUGGUUAUCUACAAAGGUCAAGUCAUGGCUUUCAUUUAUAGAAGGUAGAGAACCUGAUUUAUAUUCAAACACAUAUCUUGUUCAAAAAGUUAUUGGAAAUUUAUUAUUUAGUCGUAGUAAGGGAUUAAAAGAUUUAGAUAUUGUUCAUUUUGAUGAAGAUGAUGAUUCUUUAAUUGCUGAUAUUACCUCAUUUAAUGAUUCUAAUAAAACUUUAUCAAGACUUGAAAAAUUUCAAUUUGAUUAUUCUGGUUGGGCAGAGCAAGAUGAUAAAUCUUCAGAAAUAAUUUCAAAUCUUUUUAAUUUUAUGUCAAAAUGGACUCGUAAUAUUCAACAUAUUUAUAUAAGUAUUACAAUUAUUUCCAAUCCUGAAUUAGAAUUUCCACAAAUAGCUCAAAGUUUCGCUCAACUUAUUGAAUCACAAAGAUCAUUAAGAGAAUUAAUUAUAAUGGGAUUUUGGACACCAUCCCUUUUUAACGCAUUAACAACUCAAGCUAAUUCUUUAACAUUUUUAAGAAUUCAUGAAUUAUAUCAAGAUCAAUUUCUUUUUUUAUUAAAUAUUUUACCAACAUUAAAAAAUCUUGAGACAUUACAAUUUUGGGGGUUUUGUGGUGAUUAUGAUGAAAGUAUAAAAGUUAAUACAAAGAACGGAACAAUUACAAAUCAAAUUAACAUCAAACAUUUACAUUACAAAGCAGAGAAAUCACAAAUAGAUAUUUUUAAUUAUAUUGGACCACUUAUUCAAAUGGCUAGUAGUAAUUUAAAGACAUUAUCAUUAGAAAGUGUGACCCCAGAACUUUGUUUACUUAUUGGUCAAAGUUGUCCUAACGUUACACAUUUAUCGUUAUCUUUAACAACUUAUGAAAUACCUGAUACAAUAUUUCAUCUUCUUUCUUCCAUUACGAAUCUUUUACAUUUUUCACUUUAUAUUUAUUCAUCAGAUGUUCCAUUCGCUACUACUGAAAGUUUAACAAAAUUUUCACUAUCGAUACCACCUAAUUUAGUAUAUUUUGGAUUUCAUUUAGCAAUAACUCCUUGUGUUUUGGAAUAUUUUUUAAAACAUUGUCAGGCGAAACUUCAAGUGUUAGCUAUAUAUCGAUCAGAAAUUAUUGACGAAAAUUUAAUAACAGUUAUAAAAGAUUAUAAAAAAGAACGUGAUAGUCUUCGAAAAUUAUUAAUCGAUCCAGGUGUUAAUACCUAUGAAGGAUCAACAAUUUCUAAAGCUUUAAUAGAAGCUAAUAAAUUUAUCCCUAUUAUUGAUACAGUUAUUGAAAAUUCUUAUUCUUUUUCAGGACCAGAAUAUGAGAGUUUUGUGGAUUUAUGGAAUCAAGAUAUUAUUUUAACUCCAGAACUAUAG
This is a messenger RNA of Diversispora eburnea, 1710 nucleotides long. Lineage: Eukaryota; Fungi; Glomeromycota; Glomeromycetes; Diversisporales; Diversisporaceae. The record is from the annotation of a GenBank genome assembly.